Prorocentrum cordatum is the source of this 411-nucleotide messenger RNA. The record is from the annotation of a GenBank genome assembly. NCBI's taxonomy places the organism in Eukaryota, Dinophyceae, Prorocentrales, Prorocentraceae.
AUGGCGGCGACCUUCUACUCCCACGCGUUCUCCGUCGCGCAGGAGAGCGCGCAGGUCGCGGUGGUCGACGCCUACGACGGCAGCUCGCAGGGCGCCCUGAAGAUCGCGCAGGGCAACAAGAGGCGCGCCGAGGCGGUGCAACUGAAGCCCGGCACGGCCGUGACCCUUGCCGCGGGAGCCUACCAGGUCAGCCUGGACGACGCGAGCGGCAAGAGCGUGAAGACGGUCGCCCUGACGGCCGCCGAGGGCGGCAAGCACGUCAUCAUGCGCGUGGGCGGCAGCGAUGGCAUCCCCCAGGAGCUCGUGGUCUUCUCCGGCGAGUCCGCCGAGCGCAGCGGCGCCUCUCCCCGCACCGGCGCCGCCCUCCUCGGCGCGCUCGCGGCGGCCGUGGCGGCCGCCCUGCUCGCGUGA